Bactrocera latifrons is the source of this 1513-nucleotide messenger RNA. RefSeq names its product endocuticle structural glycoprotein SgAbd-2 (gene Cpr47Ea). Bases 124 to 519 code for a protein of 131 amino acids. Gene Ontology annotation, cellular component: chitin-based extracellular matrix. The transcript has 4 exons. NCBI's taxonomy places the organism in Eukaryota, Metazoa, Arthropoda, Insecta, Diptera, Tephritidae. Gene Ontology annotation, molecular function: structural constituent of chitin-based larval cuticle. The record is from RefSeq and is a predicted model, not a curated record.
GCCUUCAAGCGAAGACGAUCUCAAGUUUUAAGCGCGAGCAAGUGUCGUAUACGGUUUGGCUAAGAAAAGCUGCACGAGUACUAGAAAUCUAAUACAAAAGCAAUCCUUGAAGUAAUAAAGAUCAUGAAGACUUCAUUCCUGUUGUUUGCAGCCGCCGUUGUGGCCACACUCUCAUUGAUUGGCAGCGUCGCUGCACAACGCGGUUUGCCGCUACCACAGGCACGCGGCUACGAAGCCAACGCCGUCAUUCUGAAGCAAAACUUCGAUCUGAAUCCCGAUGGCUCGUACGCAUACAACUAUGAGACAAGUAACGGCAUACGCGCUGACGAGGCGGGCUACUUGAAGAAUCCGGGUACACAAGUGGAGGCGCAGGUCAUGCAAGGAUCUUACUCAUACACCGGUCCCGACGGCGUCGUCUACACAAUCAAUUACAUCGCCGAUGAGAACGGUUAUCGCGCUGAAGGCGCACACAUACCAACACCACCCCCACCACGUGCUGGUGGCAGGUUCUUCAAAUAAGUUCACCAAGAACGAAGAACCAAUUCCUAACUUAAUAACAUCAUUACUUACAUACAUACGUACGAAUUCAUACAAGUAAGACGUGAUCAAUGCUAAUUAACGUGAUAUUUUGCAACAACCACAAUGAUACAAGACACAGCCUUAAAACACAACUAAUUUAAAACCGGAAGCAACAACACAAUGCACAUGAAUAACGAAGAAGAAGAAAGAUGCGAAGAAAUGCAGUAACUACACUACAAAAGACGGCAAAAUGUGGCAGCACCGAGCAGCAGAGCUUAGCUAUGGACGAGGCUACUGAUGAGCUUAGACCUACAUAUAUACAGCUUAUAUCGUGUACGAGCACACGUAGGCCCAUUACUGUUGUUGAGAUCUACUGAAAUGACCUCGUGUGCAGAACCUUUCUUAUGACCACCCACACAUUUUCUUGCUACAAACACACACACACGGCUAUAUUCUCACUCAUUUAGCUUCUAACACUUGUUUUUAAUUUUUUCUAACACAUUAAUCGAUAAUUUAUCGAUGAUUAAUAUAUUUCUAUCCAACUUAUUAUUCGAUAAGUUAAUCGCUAACAUGGUUUGUGAUUUCGYAAACUCUUCUUUAAACUUUUCUAACCUCACUUUCGCACUCUCAACUUAUUCCUCACGUCCACAUUCCGUCCUUAAGCGCGCUACCAACUACCGAUGCGGCGGCGUGUGUUGGCAAUCUCCACGUAUUUUCCACUUAACCCUUAAACGCCAGCGCACACUGUUCCAUGAAGACAGUUAGAAUACCUACUCAUGUACCUUAUCUCCAGAAACAUACUUACAUACAUAACGAUUAUAUGUUUGGUAAUUUAAAAUGCUAUUUUAUAUAUAUAUUUUUUGUUGUAGUAUUUAAGCAAUUUAUGUAUUUUGAAUAUUUACGAAUAUUUGCUAAAAACGUGAGUGAUUACAACAAAUUUUCGAUUUCUUGUAAGUACAGCAAUCAGGCAAUAAAUAAAUUGCGUAAAAACUCA